UUCUACAGUGCAUGAGGAUUACUUUCAUGGGCACAUUUCCAUGGUCAUAUUCGGUGUGCUGAAAUGAAUAAUGGAAAAUAUUGAUAUAGCCUAACUGAAAUAUAGACAUUUUAUUUUGAUUAAUAAUUUUGUAUUUGAAUAUUAUAGUCUAUGUGCAAAGAGGGAUCUUGUGAAUAGGCUUACUUGUGGUAUCUACACAUGCAAGAACAACUUUUAGAUUUUUUGGUAGUAGCCUAUUCGUUUCAUAUGUAUUUUAAAGAUGGAGGAGCCGGUCAAGAAAAUGCAUUUGAGAGAGUGGCUGAUAGCGCAGAUAGACAGCGGAAAGUAUGCAGGACUCACCUGGGAGAACGAAGACAAAACGAUGUUCAGGAUCCCAUGGAAACAUGCGGCUAAACAUGACUAUAGUCUGAACGAAGAUGCAGCACUAUUCAAGGCGUGGGCAGUGUAUAAGGGGAAGUAUUGGGAGGGGAGGGACAAGGCAGAUCCCACCACCUGGAAAACUCGUCUCCGCUGUGCCCUCAACAAGAGCACAGACUUCAUGGAGGUCCCAGAGCGCAGCCAGUUAGACGUAUCCGAGCCCUACAAGGUCUACCACAUUCAGGCAGAGCCAGAGACAGGCAGAGACUCAGAAUCUCCUCAGACUGAGAGUCCUCAGACCAGCCACUCCAGUGCUCCCCUGAGGAACACCGUCACACACUAUCCACAGUUUGGCUGCCAUAGGGAAUCAGAGGUCAGGGAUAGAAGAGUCAACUCCAGCGAGGGCUUGGAAGGGGACCAUGUGUACUACUGGUCCAACACAGGGACUCCCCAGAGGGACAGCUCUGCUCCUCUCUCCAUAGUCGGCCCUACACCACAGAUCUCUGACUUGCGUGUGCGGGUGUGUCUGUUCUACCAGGGCCAGCUGGUUGUGGAUGUAACCACCAGCACCCCAGACGGCUGUUUCCUCCUGCAGGGACAGGUCCCCCUGGGGAACGAGAGGAUCUAUGGACCCUGCACAGCCCAACAGGUCCCCUUCCCCCCUCCAGGGGUCAUCCCCCUGCCCCUGGGCAUCGCUGAGGCCAUGGGCCGCCUGCUGCCCCACCUGGAGAGGGGCGUCCUGGUGUGGGUGGCUCCAGAUGGGGUGUUUAUCAAGAGGUUCUGCCAGGGCAGGGUGUACUGGAGUGGCCCUCUGGCCCAACACGCAGACAGGCCCAACAAACUGGACAGGGAGAGGACCUGCAAGCUGCUGGACACACCUAUAUUUCUGAAGGAGCUCCAGGACUAUAUCCAGGGGGCGGGACCCAAACCUCGCUAUGAAAUUGACCUCUGCUUUGGAGAGGAGUUUCCCGACGCCAGCCAACCGAAAACCAGGAAGCUGAUCAUUGCACAGGUGGUGCCCCUGUUUGCUGUCAACCUACUGCAUAGAUGCCAGACUGUGGAGACAGAGGGGAGACCACGCCUUCACACACACAACACCAUGGGGGAAGAGGAAGAGGGUCAGCCACACCCACUGCCCCAGCGGUGAGGAGCCCAGGACCCCCUCUGAGUAACCCCUGGGGAACAUCACCUGUCCCCCCUGGCGCCCCCCUCCUGUCCCAGCCUAGCCAGCCAUGAUGAGGGGUGAGUGGAGACUCGAGACACCCAAAGAGGGUCAGGGUAGGCUUAGUGCAUGCCCUGUAGACAGCAUCAUAUGCCUCAACCUUAAGAGCACAGUGAACAAGAUAAUACGACACAGAUAGGGGCAAGUAUGCUUGGAACAGAUAUUUCUCACAUAGUUUUCUUAAAGAUAAUCUGCAGUUGCUACAUCCAUAAAAGAAAUAGAGAAAAAAGUAUGAUAUGUACCCAAUGAUUAUUGAAGAAUAUAACUUAUAAAUGCCUCAUGACGUUAGAUCAACUGUCAUACCCCAUCAAAACCCAAAAUAUAAGCUUGUUUUACUCCAAUGUUUGUAAACAAAGUACAUGUAAACAUACACUGUUUAGCCUCAAAACAUUGUUAAAACUAUAAUGUUGAUAUCAUGGAUGGUCAGUCCUCGCAUCCAUAGCACUGUCUAUGAAUUUGAGAGUGGUUACAUUCCUCCAGCCCCAUCCCUCAGCUUUUUACCGAAACAGUGGCGGCGAAAACACUUUGUUAUUGUAAUGUAAUCUACAGAGAAAGUAAUAAUUUUGUCAGUAUAUGUUUGACAUCUUUCGUCAUUAUGUUUUUUCAUUUACUGUAUUAAUGGAUUGUUUGAGUAUGUUUGUACAGUAUCUUGUACAAUGUGAAAAACGUACAUUUACCUCAUAAUCAACUUGUGAUUGCAAUGUACAGUGCAUUCGGAAAGUAUUCAGACCCCUUGACUUUUUUCA
Messenger RNA from Coregonus clupeaformis (lake whitefish), 2325 nucleotides. It is a transcript of the gene irf10, whose product is annotated as interferon regulatory factor 10. The record is from RefSeq and is a predicted model, not a curated record. Lineage: Eukaryota; Metazoa; Chordata; Actinopteri; Salmoniformes; Salmonidae. Gene Ontology annotation, molecular function: DNA-binding transcription factor activity, RNA polymerase II-specific; protein binding; RNA polymerase II cis-regulatory region sequence-specific DNA binding. The transcript has 8 exons. Gene Ontology annotation, cellular component: nucleus. Gene Ontology annotation, biological process: immune system process; regulation of transcription by RNA polymerase II. Bases 260 to 1504 code for a protein of 414 amino acids.